AGCGGCGCCCGCAGCCGCAGCGAACGGCACCGCAGCGGCCGCCCUCGGCUCGGCCGCUUGAAGCCACCCGCCCACAUAGCGCUCCCGGCUCGGCCCCACGGCGGGUGGCGCCGGCCUUGCCCCCCUCGCUCUGCCGGGGAGGCGGCACGGGGGGAGGAAGGGGGUUAGCCCGGCAGUCUGCGGCGGGUGGCGGUGUGCCGCGAGCCGGCUUCCUGGGGGCUCCGCUGGGACGGCGUGGCUGAGGGCCGGGGCCUGGCUGGGGAGGAGUGGAGUCUGAGGAACAGCUGUCUUGGGGCACUGCCCGUUCCCUUAAGCACGGCUCUUGAGCUUGGGGUUGCAUUUCUGAGGAUCUUGUGCUGAAAAAAUGUACUGUGUACUGUCAGGCAAUAGAGAAACAGCUGAAGAUCUGUGGCUUUAAGAGGAACAUGGAUGUCUUGGUGUUGUAUCUGGCUGGACAAGGACUAAGAAGUAUUCCAAGUCUGUCACUGUUUCGUAGGUUGAGGUAUUUGUGGAUUAACAACAAUAAGAUUGAAGAUUUAUCUUUCUUAAAGAAAAACUACUGUUUGACUGAGCUCUACCUCAACAACAAUGAACUCACAGAUAUAUCAGGUGCUCUGAAAAACUUGCAUUCAUUACAGAUUCUGUUGCUUCACAACAACCAGUUAAAACAGCUUGGUGAAACAGUGAAGGAAUUAAAAGGAAUAAUAAGCUUGCAGACUCUAAACCUGUUCUACAACCCUCUGGCAUAUGAUCCAGGCUACCGGCUCUAUGUGAUACACAGCCUCCCUUCAGUACAGCUCCUGGACAGGAAGCCAGUUACAAAAAGAGAAAGGGAGUUGGCAUUUCCUAUCUAUAACUGCGAAAGGUCCAGUGCUGUGGAGUCAAUUGCUUUUGGGAAGAGCACCCCGCCAGGCACUGCCAGCAGGCACAGCAGUUGCACUCGUCCAGCCAGGAGACUGAUGGUGCCCCCAGGUUGGGAAUUUGGAAAUCACACAAAUAAAGUUCCGUUUGAGAACCCGGAAGAUGCUGUUUUACUACGGGCAAUGACAAGAUCUGUAAUGGAAUUUUCCUGUAUUGACUGGAACAAAGUACCCACCUGUCAAGAAAGACGGCUUAAGCACAAAGCAGAGGAAUCCCCUAAGAAGCUGACAAUCCAAUUUAGGUGACUGCUUUCUUCCUUAAGAAAAACAGUACUCCUCUGUCUAAAGUGGAUAUAAGCAUCUUACGUAAAUUACUAUCUCUAUAAUGCAAAUACACUAAAACAUGCAUCUAAUUAAAUGAUCUUCCAGCAAAAAAAAAGUAUUAGUGUAACAUUCCUUUUAUCGUCAAGUAUAUAAUAUGUAGGGUCGAGAAUUUAAGAAAUCAAAUGAUAAACAGCGGAAACGUUACAAUAAAAACUGUUUGAAAUGCAA
Molecule: messenger RNA, 1412 nt
Organism: Numida meleagris (helmeted guineafowl)
Lineage: Eukaryota; Metazoa; Chordata; Aves; Galliformes; Numididae
Gene: LRRC72
Product: leucine rich repeat containing 72
Exons: 9
Coding region: 426-1166 (246 amino acids)
Molecular function (GO): protein binding
Source: RefSeq, a predicted model, not a curated record